Molecule: messenger RNA, 852 nt
Organism: Brassica napus (rape)
Lineage: Eukaryota; Viridiplantae; Streptophyta; Magnoliopsida; Brassicales; Brassicaceae
Exons: 1
Coding region: 1-852 (283 amino acids)
Source: RefSeq, a predicted model, not a curated record
AUGAGAGGGGAGAUUUAUGAUUGGAUCAAGUUAAAGGUUGGGAAUGGUAUCACAACAAGAUUUUGGACAGACAAUUGGUCACCUUUCGGUUCUCUCCGAAGGUUCCUUGCAAAUGAUUCUAAUUUCUCGCUUGGGGUUCAAGAUGAAGCAACAAUAUCUUCUCUCUUCAGGAAUGAUCAUUGGCUUCUUCCACAACCUCGUUCUGAGAAGCAACUACAGCUGCAUGCUUUCCUCACAACCCUGGAAUUAACAACAGAGGAAGACUGCUAUGAAUGGGAGAUAGGAGGGAAAAUCUCAUCAGUUUACUCAACUGGAGAUGUUUACAGAUGCUUGAUGGGGAAUAGAGCUCCUGUACCUUGGGAACAAACUGUCUGGAUCGCUGGAGGCAUUCCAAAGCACUCAUUCCUCUCUUGGUUAUUCAUCUUAAAUCGCUGCCCUACCCGAGAUAGAUUACUGCGUUGGGGACUGCAAACGCCAGCAACUUGCGUACUCUGCAACUCUACUGCGGAAUCAAGAGAUCAUCUCUUCUUUGCAUGCCCACUAUCAUGGAACCUGUGGUCUGCUUUGGCUCCUCGCUGUGGUUUGAAUCCUGCUCAACAAUGGACUGAUGUUUUAGCCCGAUUACGACCACUCAAUAGUCGCAAUUGGAAGGGAAGGCUUACCUUACUCACUUGGCAGUGUUGCUUGUACAGGAUUUGGCAGGAAAGGAAUAGCAGACUCCACCGGAACAUCUUUCGCUCUCACGAUGCACUAUUGCGGUUGAUUGAUCGUCAGAUCAGAGACCGUUUACUCAGCUACAGAGACACUAGUCCCCGGUUAUCCUCAAGGAUGAUGCAACAAUGGCUUGCCUGA